Messenger RNA from Aureobasidium subglaciale EXF-2481, 978 nucleotides. Its product is annotated as glycoside hydrolase family 43 protein. The record is from RefSeq and is a predicted model, not a curated record. Gene Ontology annotation, biological process: carbohydrate metabolic process. NCBI's taxonomy places the organism in Eukaryota, Fungi, Ascomycota, Dothideomycetes, Dothideales, Saccotheciaceae. The coding region runs from base 1 to 978 and encodes 325 amino acids. The transcript is spliced from 2 exons. Gene Ontology annotation, molecular function: arabinan endo-1,5-alpha-L-arabinosidase activity.
AUGAAGCUUUUUACCAUUCUGUCAGGUGUUGUGUCGCUGGCCGCCACAGUCUUGGCUUAUUCGAACCCUCUUGCUUGCAGUGGUACAUGUACCAACGCUCACGAUCCUUCGAUUGUUCGCCGUACCGCUGAUGGAACAUACUUCCGUUUCUCGACUGGAGGUGGUAUUGCUAUCCACACUGCUUCCAGCAUUCAGGGCCCUUGGGUCUACAAAGGUCAAGUCCUGCCUAAUGGUGCCAACGUAGCCAACUCUGGCAAGACCGACCUUUGGGCUCCUGACGUGACCUUGGUCGGCAACACCUACUAUCUCUACUACACUGCCAGCGCAUUCGGCACUCAAAACUCUGUCAUCGGUCUUGCAACUUCUUCUUCCAUGGAUGUCGGCAGCUGGUCCGACAAAGGCUCCACCGGUAUCUCCUCGGAUAGCUCCAAAUCAUACAACGCCAUCGAUGCCAACCUCAUCAAGGUUGGAAACCAAUACCUCAUGAACUUCGGCUCCUUCUGGCACGAUCUCUACCAAGUGGAGAUGAACACCACUCCCAACACUGUCAACUCGAACGCUGGACCCAGUUACAACACCAUCUUCCAGCCCAGUGGUACACACGCCGUCGAAGCAGCAUACAUGAUCAACUACAACGGUGGCUACUACUUGUUCUUUAGUGCUGGCAGCUGCUGCAACCUCGACAAGAACCGCCCUGCCCCUGGUGAUGAGUACAAGAUUAUGGUCUGCAGAUCCAACUCAGCUACUGGCGGGUUUGUCGACCAGAGUGGUAAGAGCUGUACCAAUGGUGGCGGUACUGUUGUACUGCCUUCGCAUGGCAACAUCUAUGCUCCAGGUGGACAGGGUGUGUACAACGAUCCUCAGCUUGGUUGGGUCCUUUACUACCACUAUGUUGAUACCAACAUCGGUUACGCUGAUGGCGACAAGCGUCUUGGUGUCAACAAAAUCAAGUGGGUCAAUGGAUGGCCUACAGUUUAG